AUGUUGGAAUGCGAAUGGACGAACCCUGGGGCGAUGCUACUCUCCCCGGCAGAGGAGGGGGCCGCCAUGGACCAGCCCCUCCAUCUCCGCCACCCCAUCUUCCCCCUCUACGACCGCGGCGGCCUGGAGUUUCCUUGCAUGUUCUCCCCGUUCCCGUCGCCAGCGCCUCCGCCGCCGCCGGCGGCGGUAGCCUCCCCGGAGGACUACUCCUUCCACCGCUAUGGCCUCCCUCUGCCGCCCGCCGCCGCCGUUGACCCCCCCGCAGGCCCGCCCAUGAGAAUUGGGCUGAACCUCGGCGUAAGGACCUACUUCUCCUCCACCCCCGACGGCGAGCUCAUGCGGCUGGGAAGCAACGUCUACCGGCGGUCAAGCGGUGGCACCGCCGCCGCCGCGGCUGCAGCUGGUGGCGGUCUAUUCGGCACGACGAGCUGUGACGGCGGCCGCUGCUCCUCCGCCGUGCGGUGCCAGGCGGAGGGCUGCGGCGCGGACCUGGCGAGGGCGAAGCACUACCACCGGCGCCACAAGGUCUGCGAGUUCCACUCCAAGGCCGCCGCCGCCGUCGUCCACGGCCUCACCCAGCGCUUCUGCCAACAGUGCAGCAGGUGACCUCUGCUCCUUCAUACACGGAAACCUCGUUUUUUCGUCUUUGUUAUCUGCUCGACGGCAUGAGAAAAUAUAUAAUUGUGAUAAGGCUCUUAGGGUUCGUGCGAGUGUCUGCGGUAUAUUUUAAAAAUAAGCAUUUACUGUCGACCGAAUGCGCAUAGGAGGAGGGCUUUUUUUUAUUUGCUUGAUUAUUUGGGGAAUAAAUUCGACCAUCCCUGAGCUCACUGAGUUCGUGCACAGGUUUCACGUGCUGUCGGAGUUCGACCAGGGGAAGCGCAGCUGCCGGAAGCGGCUCGCCGAGCACAACCGCCGGAGGAGGAAGACCCACCAGCCGACGGCCUCUCUGCCGCCGCCGCCGCCGCAGCAGCAGCCUAACCACAGCGCCGCCAGCGCUGGAAACUUCGCCGCCGUUCGUAAGGGUCUUCCUCCUUCUCCUUUCCGGGCUUCGCUCGCCUCUCCGGUUCUCGAGGAAGGAGCUCGUCUCAUCCGUUGUAUGUCGUGGUCAGGGUCCUCUACGGAGGGAGCGCCGCUGGGGAAGUUCGUCGGGGCGGCGACGCCGCCGUCGCCGACUCGGAUGGCUCUGGGGCGGUGUUUGGCGCAGCCGGACGGAUUCCCCGGCGCCAACUCCUCCACCUCGUCCUCCCCCUCCUCGAGGUCCUCCUCCAACUCGGUGCUUCCCCACGCUUCGGACUUCCGGCCUUAUAGUCACAGGCUCCCCAUCUCCAUGUGGGACGCUGAUGCCGAGCCUGAAUAUGCAGCCAAGUAG
Molecule: messenger RNA, 1369 nt
Organism: Spirodela intermedia
Lineage: Eukaryota; Viridiplantae; Streptophyta; Magnoliopsida; Alismatales; Araceae
Source: the annotation of a GenBank genome assembly